This is a messenger RNA of Cinclus cinclus, 768 nucleotides long. RefSeq names its product rab-like protein 2A. NCBI's taxonomy places the organism in Eukaryota, Metazoa, Chordata, Aves, Passeriformes, Cinclidae. Bases 1 to 768 code for a protein of 255 amino acids. The transcript is spliced from 8 exons. The record is from RefSeq and is a predicted model, not a curated record. Gene Ontology annotation, molecular function: GTPase activity; GTP binding. Gene Ontology annotation, cellular component: Golgi apparatus; endosome.
AUGGCCGUGAGGAGGGCAGGGGCGGGGCCGGUACGCGUCGCGCGGCAGCCGGGACGAGCAGGCGCUGCCAUGGCGACGGAGGAGCAGGGCCGGGACGCGGCCCUGGAGAAGGGCCCGGAUGGGGCCCGGGAUGAGGCUGCGGUCGGCACUGAGGAGACGGUGAAGAUCAUCUGCCUGGGCGACAGCGCCGUGGGGAAGUCCAAGUUGCUGGAGCGGUUCCUGCUCGAUGGCUUCCGCCCUCAGCAGCUGUCCACGUUCGCCCUGACGCUGUACCGGCACCGCGCCCGCGUGGGAGGGCAGGAGGUCCUAGUGGACUUCUGGGACACGGCAGGCCAGGAACGGUUCCAGAGCAUGCAUGCCUCCUACUACCACCAGGCCCAUGCCUGCAUCAUGGUGUUUGAUGUGCAGCGGAAAGUCACCUACAAGAACCUGAACAGCUGGUACAAGGAGCUGAGGGAAUUCCGCCCAGAGAUUCCAUGCAUUGUAGUGGCCAACAAGAUUGAUGCGGAUAUGAAGGUGACCCAGAAAAGCUUCAAUUUUGCCCGGAAGUUCAGUUUGCCCUUUUACUUUGUGUCUGCUGCCGAUGGCACCAACGUGGUGAAGCUCUUCAAUGACGCCAUCAGACUGGCCGUGACUUACAAACAGCACUCGGGAGACUUCAUGGACGAGGUCCUGCGGGAGCUGGAGACCUUUGACCUGCAGAAGACAAGCAAGGAUUUGUUGGAUAAAGGGAAGAGCUGCACUGAAGAGGAGCCCUCAUCUGCCUAG